Exophiala viscosa is the source of this 565-nucleotide messenger RNA. RefSeq lists its product as uncharacterized. The transcript has a single exon. The record is from RefSeq and is a predicted model, not a curated record. NCBI's taxonomy places the organism in Eukaryota, Fungi, Ascomycota, Eurotiomycetes, Chaetothyriales, Herpotrichiellaceae. The coding region runs from base 185 to 517 and encodes 110 amino acids.
CUAUUCCUUGCUUUUCAGGCUCCGCUCUGUGAAGGUAACCUAUGAUUCCACCGGGAGGAUAGACCAUCAAGGCAGCCGCUCAUUUUUCGAACUUGAACACCAUUUAUUGACCCUCCGCUUCGAUACGUACCAGAGCGAAGGUAUCGAGACAUCAUCUCAUGCUACCGAGACGCGACUCAGUCUUAUGCUACUUGCAGAGUCAUACCGUUUCUCUGCGCUUGUGCUUUUAUACCGGGGUGUGAAGGGCUACGAAGACAAUGUGACAGCACUCGCGAGCCAAAUCAUAUCUUUAACCAACCGGAUCCCAAGUGGUAGCGUCGUCGAGAACGGCUUGCCGCAUCCUUUGUUUCUUGCUGGCACUGAAAUCUCAUCGAAAGAGGAGAUUGCAAUCUGUAGCACGAAGCUUGUCAGCAUACGUGAGAGGGUGAAGUGUAUGAAUAUUCUUUUGGUUGAACAGGUCCUGGAACAAAUGUGGAGAGACAGACUGAAGGAAAAGACUCCCUAUUCAAGACGUUAGGCACCCUUUCGAAAGGUAGAUGUACAAUCUUCUCUUCCCUGCCAGCUG